This is a messenger RNA of Tripterygium wilfordii, 804 nucleotides long. Its product is annotated as glycine-rich cell wall structural protein 2-like. NCBI's taxonomy places the organism in Eukaryota, Viridiplantae, Streptophyta, Magnoliopsida, Celastrales, Celastraceae. The record is from RefSeq and is a predicted model, not a curated record. Bases 1 to 804 code for a protein of 267 amino acids. The transcript is spliced from 4 exons.
AUGUAUGCUACUGCAGGUAUCGAAGGAUUCAGAGCUACUACCGAGAGGAAAUCAUGGCAUUCAGAGAACAAAACCCAAAGCAACCAAAACCAGAUUAUCACCAAGACAAAGAGACAGAGAGUGAUAAAAAUUUGUUAUGAUAUUUACCUCUCCCGCUUUCGCUUUCCUCUGGUUAUUGCAGCGAAAAAUCUCUUUCAUGUCAGCAAAAAAUACAAAGUAGAAGACAACUUUGUUGCAAAAAAUUGGGUAAAUGGAGAUGAUGAUGAUGAUGAGAGUAUGACUGUGAGAUUAGUAACUACUGCUCAUGGAAUUAUCCGGCCACAAUCCGGCAGUUUGAUAUGGGGACAUAGUGGCGGAGGCGAGUCAGGUGAGGGAGGUGGAGGAGGGUAUGGAGCUGUAGGAGAACAUGGCAGUGGGUAUGGUGCUGGUCGUGGUGGUGGAGAAGAUGGGGGUGGGGGUGGCGAUUAUGGACCUCCUGAUGGUGGUGGAGCUGGGUAUGGUGCUGCAGGAGAACAUAGGGUUGGCUAUGCUGGUGGAGGUGGUGGAAGUGGUGGUAUUGGUUAUGGAGGUGAGCAUGGGCCUGGUUAUGGUGGUGGUGGUGAAGAGCAUGGAUCAGGAUAUGGUGGUGGAGGCGGUAAUGGUGGUGCUGCUGCUGGUGGGGAGCAUGGUGGUGGGUAUGGAGGAGGUGGAGGAAGUGGUAGUGGAGGAGGGGGAGCAUAUGGUGCUGGAGGAUCACACGGAGGCGGAUAUGGAAGAGGUGUAGGUGGCGGUGUGGGUGGUGGCCAUGGUGGCUAUGCCCCUUGA